Molecule: messenger RNA, 1473 nt
Organism: Penicillium daleae
Lineage: Eukaryota; Fungi; Ascomycota; Eurotiomycetes; Eurotiales; Aspergillaceae
Product: CRAL-TRIO domain-containing protein
Exons: 3
Coding region: 1-1473 (490 amino acids)
Source: RefSeq, a predicted model, not a curated record
AUGACAACCGCCACCAAGAUCGAGCCCGGCUAUGUGGGCAACCUCGACUCAACACAGGAGCAGAGACUCCACCAAUUUUGGCGGAUUCUGAUGCAAUCAUGGGACUCGGACAUCCCUCCUUUGGAUCCAGCCCGGAGAUCAUCGAUCUCUUCGAAUGCCACCAGCAAAGGUCAUCGAAGCUUCUUCUCUCUCGGCCGUUCACCAGCUCAACCAACAGAGGAAGAACUAGCUGCAAUCCCGGCAAAUCUACUAUCAACCCUCAAGAGCCUUGAUGUCGCACCAAAUGAGUUGAAGACCGUCGGAUCACUCCUGAUCAAACUUCCUGGCGACAAGCUACGAUCUGCCUUUUUGACUCUCCUCAAACAAGACCAUCCUGACGCGCUCCUAUUGCGUUUCCUCCGCGCAGAAAAAUGGAACGUUCCAAAAGCGUGGAUCAAGUUUGUCUCAUCUUUGAAUUGGCGAGUCAAUGAAUACAAAGUCGACGAAGAAGUCUUGAUCAAGGGGGAAGAGCACAAUCUCCAGAAAUCGCGCCUGGAGGGUAACUCCGUCGAUAAGAAAGACGGUGAAGGCUACGUGCUUCAGCUGAAGACUGGUAAGGGGUACUUGCACGGCUGUGAUAAAUGGAGUCGCCCUAUUUGCGUUGUUCGGGUGCGAAUCCACGAUCCAAGUCAACAAACACAAAAGGGUCUGUUCGACUAUAUCAUUCAUUGUAUCGAGUCAGUGCGCUAUCUACAAGUGCCACCCGUUGAGUCAAUGGUAAUACAUCCUUUUUCCUCGAAUCUGGACAUGUGGACGGUACGGCUAAUAUACUGCGGGGAGCAGGCAAUUCUUUUUGACCUCACGUCUUUCAGUCUUUCAAAUUGGGAUUUCCCUCCUGUAAAGUUCAUCAUUGACAGUUUUCAAGAGAACUAUCCUGAAUCACUGGGUGCUAUGAUAUUCUACAAUGCGCCAUGGAUCUUCUCCGGAUUCUGGAAGAUCAUCCACGGUAUCCUCGACCCGGUAGUCGCAUCUAAGGUCCAUUUCGUCACCGGUGCCAAGGAGCUGGAAAAACUAAUUCCGCAAUCACAAAUCUUGAAGGAAGUCGGCGGUGAGGAAGAUUGGGACUACGAGUACAUCGAACCCUUGCCCAACGAAAAUGACAGACUGAAGGAUACAGUCACGCGGGAUAUUAUCCUUGAAGAGCGGAACCACCUUGGAGGCGAGCUGUUCAGCGUCACCGCUAAUUGGAUCUCCCAAAUCGAUGUCGAGUCUUCAUUAAGUCGCCGGGACGAGGUGAUCAAAAGUCUAAGUGCGAACUAUUGGAAGCUUGAUCCAUACGUGCGCGCUCGCAGUCUCCUUGAUCGUACGGGCGUUAUCAAAGAGGGAGGGAAGAUUGACUUCUACCCUACUAAAGUCACACAAAAGGUUGACGAGAAGUUGGACGUGGUGGCUGAGCAUAUUGAUGAGGCUCAGCCCACUGCAGUGACCGCUUAA